AUGGCAUCCAAUGUGGUCGAGAAGGCAAAGGACGUCCUGAACCUGAACAAGGACGACAUCAAAAUCGUUGGACAAAAGGUCCAUCACACUGGCUAUGGACUCAUGGGCUUGACAUGGAGAUCCAACCCUCCAUCGCAGGAGCAGUGUUUCGAGGCAAUGAAGACUGCCCUCGAGAACAAGUCCAAUUUCUGGAACGGAGGCGAGAUUUAUGGUACUGUGGAGAGGAACAGUCUGCACCUGCUUCGCGAAUACUUUGAGAAGUACCCAAAGGACGCUUCUAAAGUCGUGCUAUCCAUCAAAGGUGGCAUAGAAAAGGGUGGCCGCAGACCCGACGGAUCUGCAGAAAACACUCGACGCAGCAUUGACGAGUGCCUUACAGUCCUUGCCGGCACCAAGAAGCUGGAUAUCUGGGAGGCGGCUCGUGCUGACCCAACGACCCCGAUUGAGAUCAGCAUGCGAGCGGCAAAUGAAUACGUCAAGGCUGGCAAGCUCGGCGGUAUUGCUCUGUCAGAGUGCAGCGCAAACACCAUUCGACGCGCAGCCAAAGAAGUCAAGGUUGCGUGUGUGGAGGUCGAAUUCAGUCUCUUCUCGACACAGAUCUUGGACAACGACGUUGCAAAGGUCUGCGCAGAGCUUCACAUUCCGAUCGCGGCCUACAGUCCACUGGGUAGAGGAUUUCUCACCGGCCAGAUCAAAAGCCCCAGCGAUAUUCCAGCAGACGAUCUUCGCCACCACAUUCCCCGCUUCUAUCCCGAGAACUUCGACAAGAACCUCAAAGUGGUAAAUGAACUUGAGCAGAUCUCGAAGAGGAAAGGUUGUACUUCUGGUCAGGUCGCUUUGGCCUGGGUACGAGCACAGAGCAGGAAGCCAGGCAUGCCGACGAUCAUCCCCAUUCCAGGUGCUUCGAGCCCAGAGCGUGUCAAGGAGAACUUGGUCGAGGUUGACCUCAGCGAGAACGAUCUGAAGGAGAUUGACAGUCUCCUUGCCAGCGCGGAGAUCGCUGGUGGGCGUUAUGACGGCCCAUUGGCGGCGCUGGAGCAUGCUGAUACGCCAGAACUCAAAGAGUAG
This is a messenger RNA of Zasmidium cellare ATCC 36951, 1068 nucleotides long. RefSeq lists its product as uncharacterized. The record is from RefSeq and is a predicted model, not a curated record. Lineage: Eukaryota; Fungi; Ascomycota; Dothideomycetes; Mycosphaerellales; Mycosphaerellaceae. The transcript has 2 exons. Gene Ontology annotation, molecular function: protein binding. Bases 1 to 1068 code for a protein of 355 amino acids. Gene Ontology annotation, cellular component: cytoplasm.